This is a messenger RNA of Corylus avellana, 1852 nucleotides long. RefSeq lists its product as uncharacterized. Lineage: Eukaryota; Viridiplantae; Streptophyta; Magnoliopsida; Fagales; Betulaceae. The record is from RefSeq and is a predicted model, not a curated record.
AGCAGGGGAGGAUUGCCCAUUUCCUGGUUUCACUGCGAAGAAAGAGAUGAGAGAGAGCGAAAGAAAAGAGAAAUAGAGAAACGUGGCUCAAUUCCCCAUAAGUCUCACCCACAUUUCACACACAGACACAGACAGACACACUCGAGACCGUCAUAACGAUCGGCGCCCCUCUCUGCCGCGAAAAUCAACCGAACCCCUACCCCACGACGUCAUAUUCACACCGUUUAAGUCUCUCUCUACCGAAGAGCUUUCUCUUCUCCAACUUCCUCUGCAACCCUAGGCCCAAACGGAUGAAGUAGCAUUCCAGCUAUUUAGUGAGAAAAAUGGUCUGAAUCAGGAUAAACUAGUCAUCCAUUUUGUACUUUGUGCUUCCUCUUGCGGUAGACUUUCUAGUGAUCAUGGGGUCAGCUUGUUGUGUUGCUGCAAGGGAUAAAACCCUCGCCCAAGGAGCUGUAGGUGAAACUUUGCAUAGGAAUGUCAUCCAUUCACCAUCAUGGAGCUGCCGGUGGGAUAGUAGAGGGCGUGUGGCUGGCGAAAUUGAGAAUCCGUCCGAUCACGUGUCCCAUGCAAUCAGCAGGAAUUAUAGCAUGGAGUUAAAAGGGUCCUUAGAUUCUGAAAGAGGUAAUUUGUCUGAUGUGGGAAGCCUCAUGGACAAUUUUGGAACACCCACCUCUCUGAAGUCUCCAGUUCAUGAAGGAGUUGAUGUGAAUCUGAUGACUCCACAUUCAGAUCUGUCGAUGGCAAGCAAUUUUUCUACAGAGGUGAAGAACUUAGCAGAAUCACCAGAAAUUGUGGAGUCAUCUGCACCAAAUCUUUCGUUCGCCAUACCUUCAGCUCUCUCAACACCAUCCAUCGAUACUCUGCCUACCCAUGCAUAUCUGGUUCUUCCUAACUCAACACCAUCAAGGCGGGCCCGUCGUUCACCUGGACACCAGCUAUUGCGACAAGUCUCUGAUAGUCGAAUCUUGCGACUGAAAUCGCCAAAUAACAACUCAAUAUCUGAAGGAAGACCGUCUUUUGUACUCUCCACUGGAAGCAACGACUUAGCAACUGGAUCCCAAUGUGGAUCUUCUGAUGGCUGGUCAAUCCGCACCUUUUCUGAGCUUGUGGCGUCUUCACAAAGAGAAAGGUGGUCUUUUGAUAGUGAGCACUUCGGCUCUGGCCAUGGCAAGAUAAGUGGAUCCAGCAGCAGGUUCUCAUAUUCUCCCUCAGUAGAAUUGCAUUGUUGUGGAGCCUGCUCAAAGCUCCUAACAGAGAGAUCUUCAUGGAGUAGCCAGAAAUUGCUCAUCAGCAAUGAGGUCCCAGUGGCUUCCGUGCUGGUCUGUGGGCAUGCUUACCAUGCUGAAUGCCUGGAGACUAUGACAGUGGAGGCUGACCGGUACGACCCGCCUUGCCCGGUUUGUACGGUUGGAGAGAAGGAAGUCUCAAAAAUGUCAAGAAAAGCUCUAAGAAUAGAAGCAGAGUUAAAGGCAAAGAGCUAUAAGAUAUCGAAAAACCGGGUUGUGGAUAGUUACCUCGAUUGUGAUUUUGAUGUUUUUGAUCAGGAUAAAGAUGCUGAAAAUAAGGGAAAAGUUGCCAAGAUGGAACCCAGUUCUAGCACGAGGAGUUCGUUUGCGAGGCCUUUCUUGAGGCGGCACUUCUCUAUUGGUUCCAAGUGGAGUAGAUCCCUUUCAGAGAACGAUUCUGCCAGGAAGAAGGGUUUUUGGGCAAGAUAUCGCAAAGAUUGACCUGACCUCUCAAACUGGAAAGUGGUGAGUGAGAACCUCUCUCAUUAUAAGACGUUACGCUCACCAUUUAGGAUGUUUCUUACUUAAAUUGUAGCCUAGCCUCCCUAAUAAAUUUAGUUUAAAUA